AUGAGCUCGUCAAACGGCCGCUCCGAACGCCCCGAACGGGCCGGCUCCAUUGAUCCCCUUUCUCACCCGGAUAUCUACUAUGGAAAUGAAGAUUCAAACGCUAGGAUUCGUCGCGGACGCGCUUUUUCGGCGAGCUUGAAGGACUACAGCCGCGAGGAUAUCCAUGAGUUUCUGGGGACUUUGCCCUCGAGGCGAGGAAGCCAUGAUGAGGCAAGCCACAAACCCCGCAAAUUCUUCAUCAACGUGGAAGAAACCCUCGACGCCCUGUUGAAGCAGGAAGAUACCGAUCAAAAUAUGCAGAUCACGAUUGAGGAUCUUGGACCAAAGACGCUGUCGAUCGGAACUGCCGCUUCGUCGGGAUACAACCGUGUUGACGUUCGCGGCACUUACAUGCUUUCCAAUCUUCUUCAAGAGCUCACAAUUGCGAAAGACUACGGUCGCAAGCAUAUUGAGCUCGAUGAAGUUCGCCUCAGCGAGAAUCCAGUAGCUCGGCUUUCGCGGCUGAUCAAGAAUUCGUUCUGGAAAGCGUUGACCAGACGCAUUGAUGGCUCCAAUAUUGAGGUAGCUGGAAAAGAUCCCAAAGAUUGGACAUCCGACCCACGACCUCGCAUUUACAUUCCGCCAGGUGCCCCGGCACAGUUUGAAUACUAUUCCAAUAUUGCCGAGAAGCACCCGGAGUUGCGCUUAGACGUGGUCAUGCUGGACGCUGACAUUACUCCGGAUUACGUUAUGAAGCUCAGUGAGAAGCCGGGCUUGUUGGCACUUGCAAUGCAAACCAAGGUCGACGAAGUCACUGGGAAAGAAGAUCUGGAAGGUGUUCCAUUCGUGGUGCCUGGAGGUCGCUUUAACGAACUGUACGGAUGGGAUAGCUACAUGGAGUCUCUGGGCCUCCUUGUGAGUGACCGAGUUGAUCUUGCCAAGGGCAUGGUCGUCAACUUCUGUUUCGAAAUCAAGCAUUACGGAAAGAUUCUCAAUGCCAACCGAUCCUACUACCUGACUCGCUCGCAGCCUCCGUUCCUGACUGAUAUGGCGCUGCGUGUCUAUGAGCGGAUCAAGCAAGAGCCAGACGCCAAAGAAUUUCUUCGGAAUUCAGUCCUCGCUGCCAUCAAGGAAUACCACAGUGUGUGGGCAUGUGAGCCACGCUUGGACCCGGUCUCCGGGCUGUCGAGAUAUCGACCACAGGGCUGGGGUGUACCGCCGGAGACGGAACCCACUCAUUUCACCCACAUCCUGAUGCCAUAUGCAGACAAGCAUGGCAUGACUUUUGAGCAAUUUGUUAAGGCUUACAACUCUCGCGAGGUGAACGAGCCAGAGCUGGAUGAGUAUUUCUUGCAUGACCGAGCCGUGCGUGAGUCCGGUCACGAUACCAGUUAUCGUUUGGAGCGCGUGUGCGCCAAUCUCGCUACGGUCGAUCUGAACUCUCUGCUUUACAAGUACGAGGUGGAUAUCGCCAGGAUCAUUCGAAUCCACUUCAAAGAUAAGCUGGAUAUCCCGACGGAGUUCAGAACUCCCCAGACGCAGGAUAUCGAGUUCGAAACCUCGGCCUCCUGGGACCGCCGUGCCCGCAAGCGCAAGCAGCGAAUGGAUCAGUUCUGCUGGAACGCAGAGAAAGGCAUGUUCUUUGAUUACGAUACUGUAAAGAAGGAGCAAACGGACUAUGAGACUGCAACAACCUUCUGGGCCAUGUGGGCUGGUCUCGCGACUCCAGCUCAGGCAGCCGAUAUGGUAGCCAAGGCUCUGCCUCGACUUGAAGCAUUCGGUGGUCUAGUAUCUGGAACAGAGAAAUCCCGAGGUCCCGUCGGCUUGGAGCGACCUAACCGACAGUGGGAUUUCCCCUACGGCUGGGCGCCGCAGCAGAUGCUCGCUUGGACUGCGUUCCUGCGCUACGGAUACCAGGAGGAGGCGGAGAGACUGGCUUAUAAAUGGCUGUACAUGAUCACCAAGGCAUUCGUCGAUUUCAAUGGUGUUGUUGUGGAGAAGUAUGAUGUGACACGGCCCAUUGAUCCACACCGCGUUGAUGCCGAGUACGGCAACCAGGGCACCGAUUUCAAGGGCGCGCCACGUGAAGGUUUUGGGUGGGUCAAUGCCAGUUACGUGUAUGGACUGGAGAUCUUGAAUGCGCACCAGCGCCGCUCGCUGGGAACUAUCACGACCUAUGAUACGUACAAGAAGGCGGUCGACGCCCAGAGUGCGUACUAA
Molecule: messenger RNA, 2199 nt
Organism: Penicillium longicatenatum
Lineage: Eukaryota; Fungi; Ascomycota; Eurotiomycetes; Eurotiales; Aspergillaceae
Product: alpha,alpha-trehalase
Exons: 5
Coding region: 1-2199 (732 amino acids)
Biological process (GO): trehalose catabolic process
Cellular component (GO): cytoplasm
Molecular function (GO): alpha,alpha-trehalase activity; calcium ion binding
Source: RefSeq, a predicted model, not a curated record